This is a messenger RNA of Trifolium pratense (red clover), 833 nucleotides long. RefSeq lists its product as uncharacterized. The record is from RefSeq and is a predicted model, not a curated record. The transcript has 3 exons. NCBI's taxonomy places the organism in Eukaryota, Viridiplantae, Streptophyta, Magnoliopsida, Fabales, Fabaceae. Bases 297 to 833 code for a protein of 178 amino acids.
AAAUAUAACGGUUUUCACAUUAUUAUGAGUAAAAACCCAUUAAGUGGUCCAUUGGUUUUUUUUAUGAGUCAUGAUAAGGAGGGUCUCAAUUUUUAAUGGUCAUUAUCAAUUUUUAAUGGUCAUUAUUUGGGUGGUAAUGGCUCAUGAUUUCUUGAUGGUAGAAUCAAGCAUAUAAAGUGGCCUUUGGUCCCUAAGCUCUCUCAAUUCACUAUUCAGAAAAUAUACACCAUCUAUAUUGUUGAAAGUAAGAGCUUGGAAGACUAAAAGAGCAAUUCACUCACAACUCUAUUGUAACAAUGGCUGGAGCUUCUCAACCUGCUAAUUUUUCUGAUAUUCGAUGUGACAUUCCCGAGCUCAGAGGAGAUAACUAUAAGGUGUGGAAGGAAAGGAUUCUCCUCCAUUUAGGGUGGAUGGACAUAGACUAUGCUAUUAGGAAAGACGAACCACCUGCAAUUACUGAAACAAGUACUCCAGCUGCAAUUGCACUAUAUGAGCGGUGGGAGAGAUCUAACCGGCUCAGUGUAAUGUUCAUUAAGACUAAGGUUACCGCUGGAAUUCGUGGUUCUGUCGAUCAGCAUGAGAAUGUCCGUGAUUUGCUGAAAGCCAUUGACGAUCAGUUCGUCACUUCAGAAAAGGCUUUAGCAAGUACCUUGAUUAUGAAGUUUUCUUCCUACCGACUCACCAGUGUGAAAGGUGUGCGCGAACAUAUAAUGAAAAUGCGCGACAUUUCAGCUCAACUUAAGAAACUUGAGGUUGAUAUGUCUGAGUCCUUCCUGGUGCACUACAUUCUGAACUCUCUUCCAGCUGAGUACGGACAAAUGGUCAAUCAAUGA